UAAGAGCUCCCAGGUGAUGUAUUCAGGUGUAUUCGACGUAUGCAUGUUCGAUCGAAUAUGACUCGUCAAUACUAUAAACAAACGGUCAACUCUUAUCGGGAUGUGCAUUAAUUUGAUCACCCGUAUGUGUGACGAGUCGAUCUUGACUUGUACUCGUAAAAAACACCAGUAUAUCUAAAUCAUUCGGCUCUGGAAAAUUUUGGAAUGUUGUGGAUUCUGUUCCUUCAUAGUGACUCAAAAACGGACACAAAGUGCGGUAGUUUCAAAGACCGUCCCGCUUUGGACACAAAAUAUUUUUGUCAAUUUUAGGGGUGACAAAUACUUUUAUAAAAACUGAACAAGAAUGCCUGCACCACCUCCUCCUCCACCUCCUCUUUUUAAUACAUCUGGAGCUGGUGUAGGAGAUCAAGAUAGGAGUUUACUUCUUCAAUCAAUUCGAGCUGGGAAGACUUUGAAAAAAACUGUGACUAUAGAUAAAAGUGCACCUGUAAUUAGUGGUAAAGUAAGAACUGAACCAGGAAACUCUUCUUCCUUAAAUACUAAGGAAAAUAGUUCUAAUAUAGCGAACAGUGGUAUUAAUGCAAGUAAUGGAGGACCCAUAGGAUUAGGUGGAUUAUUUUCUAGUGGUAUGCCUAAAUUGAAGCCUACAAGACUCAGGACCUCUUCAGGUGAAAAGAAUACUAGUAAUGUAAAUAAUACAAACCUUGGUCAAUCAACUGUUUCUAGCAUAAAAAGAGGUCCACCUCCAGUCCCACCACCAGCUACUCAAAAACCACAAAUAUUUACUCAGAAGACCAACUCAAUGUCAGGACAAAGUAUCACAGAUUCUGCUAAUUCCAGUGCAGAAACAUCUAAGGGAUUUGGAAAGCCUAUCCUUGCACCUAAACCACCUUCUUCAUCAUCAUCUGUGUUGCACAAACCAUCACCACCUCCUAAGAAAUUAAACUUAACUACUGGAGGAAGUGUGUCAAGGGCACAAAGUAUGCGAUUGCCCAAAUCACCCUCUGUACUUGCCCCAACUUCAGCAUCUCUUCAUCAGUCUCAGGAUUGCCUAAAUGAAACCCAGCCAAGGCCUACAAAUCGAAUUCUUAGACAUCCAAACGCGAAACCUCCCUCCCCACCUACUUCUAGAACAAACAGUGUAACCACUACGGCGACUAGAGUGGCACCACCACCACCUUCUAGAGUGACUGUCAGCGCACCAGGUAUACCACCUCCACCUCCACCUCUUCCACAUCGUCCAGCUCCUACUCAUCAGAGACUAGCUCCACCACCGCCACCACCGCCAACACCUCCUACAAGGAGUUCUUCCAUGCGCAAUGGACAGAUGAUGAGUACUUUAGAUUUAGAGGUUCGAUUUGCGGACAUGUUUCAUUCUAUUGUGAAUUUUCCGCCACCGGAGCCAUUCAAGGGAUUCACGAAAAUCUACAGCAGCAGAAAUGCGGCAAAACAGCAAGCUCCUGCACCACCCAUGCAAAUGUCUUCUAUAUCCAAUACAAUGGUACCAUUAAAUACAUCAUCUGGAGGUUAACUGUGACAAUACAGUACAACUUCUUUGGCACAUAAAACGUU
Eufriesea mexicana is the source of this 1572-nucleotide messenger RNA. RefSeq names its product WAS/WASL-interacting protein family member 3. The coding region runs from base 344 to 1531 and encodes 395 amino acids. Gene Ontology annotation, molecular function: actin binding. The transcript has 5 exons. Gene Ontology annotation, cellular component: actin filament. NCBI's taxonomy places the organism in Eukaryota, Metazoa, Arthropoda, Insecta, Hymenoptera, Apidae. The record is from RefSeq and is a predicted model, not a curated record. Gene Ontology annotation, biological process: actin filament polymerization.